AUGGACGUCGAAUCCCACUCGCCCGAUCGCAAGAUGCUAGACCUCGUCUUUAUCCAAGACGCUACUGGCUCACAAGGAUCUUACAUUACCCAUUCAACUGAGCAUAUUCAGCGUAUCUGCGCAGACAUCAUCUCCCACGGCGGACUCGCUUCAGCCGAAGAUUUACGCGUAGGACUCAUCGCAUUCAGAGACCACCCUCCUCAAGAUCAUACCUAUGUCACCAAAAACUUCGGAUUCACAUCUGAUAUCGGAAAAGUGCACGAGAACCUAAAGACGCUGUAUGCGAGUGGUGGCGGAGAUGGGCCCGAGGCAGUUACUGCUAGCUUGUGGGAUGCGUUGAAUCUGGAUUGGAGGCCGACUGCCAGUAAAAUGAUUGUACUUAUUGCCGAUGCUCCACCUCAUGGGAUUGGGGAGUACGGAGAUGGCUUCGAUGCGGGGUCACCCGAUGGACACGACCCGCUUGUUAUUGCGCGUGAACUCGCCCAGCGCGGUAUUGUUCUCUUCUUUGUUGCAUGCGAGCCAGCUCUCUCAGGCUACGCUCACGCUAAUGACUUUUACACCGCUCUCACAUCCAUCACUUCUGGUCUCAUGGUUCCGUUGACAACGGCUUCACUCCUCUCGCGCGCGAUUAUUGGCAGUGUUUUGGAAAAUUUGGAUAUGGAACGGUUAAUUAGAGAGGUUGGAGCGGCUGUGGCUGAACGGAUUCUUGGAGGUCAGCAAUCUGUAGACGAUGUUGCACGGGAGCUGCACGAAAAACUGUUAUUACGUGGAGAUGGUGUUAAGCGAAUGGUUGUCGAGAACAUUUAUCGCGAAUCGGACGAAGCCAAGCACAACGUGCAAGUCUGGACUAAUGCACGUACGAUACAGGAUGCUCGACCGCAUUUGAAAAAGGUUAAAGGUUCACGUUUCACUGACAAAUACCUUAAUAUGGGAUACACCACACGCACUUACCGAUCUCCUCCAACACCUCCGCCUCGUACCCCGCCUACUAGCCCCCCACCACGCGCAACGAGCCACUCCCCUACUUCGCCUCCACGACGUGUUGUGACUGACUUCCCGACGUUCAGCACUGGCGCACAGGGACUUUCGGUGUUUGGCACCGGGGUUGAGAAGGCGAAUCCGAUGUUUGGCGGGAAUGCCUUUGGUGCAGGCCGGUUCGGAGGCAUGCGAGAGACCUCCAUGGACGCUGACGAUGAUGAUGACGAACCUGAUGGGAUCGACGUUCGUGAAGGAAGUGUGACUCUCGAACAGGCCAAACGCAUUGCACUUCAAAGUGCCUGGCGAGGCGCGCGGGGAUAA
This is a messenger RNA of Rhizoctonia solani, 1299 nucleotides long. RefSeq names its product von willebrand factor type A domain protein. The coding region runs from base 1 to 1299 and encodes 432 amino acids. Gene Ontology annotation, cellular component: cytoplasm. Gene Ontology annotation, molecular function: protein serine/threonine kinase activity. The record is from RefSeq and is a predicted model, not a curated record. Lineage: Eukaryota; Fungi; Basidiomycota; Agaricomycetes; Cantharellales; Ceratobasidiaceae. The transcript is spliced from 10 exons. Gene Ontology annotation, biological process: peptidyl-threonine phosphorylation.